This is a messenger RNA of Aureobasidium subglaciale EXF-2481, 3163 nucleotides long. RefSeq lists its product as uncharacterized. The transcript has 2 exons. Gene Ontology annotation, molecular function: DNA binding; ATP binding; hydrolase activity. The coding region runs from base 304 to 2838 and encodes 844 amino acids. Gene Ontology annotation, biological process: nucleotide-excision repair; transcription initiation at RNA polymerase II promoter. Gene Ontology annotation, cellular component: transcription factor TFIIH holo complex; transcription preinitiation complex; nucleotide-excision repair factor 3 complex. The record is from RefSeq and is a predicted model, not a curated record. Lineage: Eukaryota; Fungi; Ascomycota; Dothideomycetes; Dothideales; Saccotheciaceae.
CAAACAGCAACCCUAGCCGAUUAUCUUCUCGAUACAUUUGAUUACGACACAGGAACGUCUCCUAAAGUGAACAGAUGUAACAGACUGCCGAGUACUCUUGUCACAUGCCGGCGCAUGCUGUUACUGCCUUGAUCGAAGGCCGGUGUUAGCGGAAACAAGCUCCUUCCAUUUCCAUGACCGAAGCUUCUCCGCCUCUUGAACAAUUCCGUCAUCCGUCAUCCGUCAUUCUACCAAACACAAAUCAACUCUAUCAAGGCAGACACUCGUUCAACAAACCAUCGAUCCGCCUUCCACAUCCUCGCCAUGCCGCCCAAACGCAAGGCCGCCGCUGCCACUGGCUCAAGGCCGCCAAAGAGGGUGGCGUCCGGCGUGAACACCCCAGUGAGCAUGGGCAGUAGUGACGAUGAAUACAUGUCCGACGACGCAGACAACGACGUCCACGAGCACGACUACGACGACGUCGUCAAGAAGUUUCAGGCUUCCUCCUACCGCAGCAAGGAUACAAAACCACAAGAAUCAGAUCAAGCCAGUCGUCUCUUCCGCAACGACCGCGACCUAUCCGGCCUAGAGUUGAAACCUGAUCACGCAGUACGCCCGCUAUGGCUCGAUCCCGAGAAGGGCAGAAUUGUCGUCGAAACCUUCUCUCCUUCAUUCAAACAGGCUCAGAACUUCCUGAUCAACAUCGCCGAGCCCCAGUCGCGAACGACGAACGUCCACGAAUAUACCAUCACCGCCCACAGUCUUUUCGCCGCCGUCUCGGUCGGACUCACAACAGAUGACAUCAUUCGUCAACUCGAGGUCUUCUCAAAAACAAAACUGCCCGAUGGCUUGAAGGACUUCAUCUACAGCGCAACUCAAUCGUUCGGAAAAGUACGCUUGGUCUUGAAGCACAACAGAUACUACAUCGAAAGUCAGGAUGCCUCGGUACUACAAAUGCUUUUGCGCGACCCUGUUAUUGGUCCGGCCAGAAUUCACGAGACAGACGAGUUGAUUCAAGAGAAGGCUCCUCAGAUGGGCGGUUUGGUCAUUCCGGGAACAAAAGACGCUGCCGGCGUCAAGCAAGCUGAGGCUGCAGCAGCUCGCAAGAAGGCAGCAAGAGACGAUGAUGAUGACGACGAGGACGAAGAUGACAAGAAGGACGGCGCAGAGCAAGACAUGACGGCGUAUCUACGUGACGAGGAUGACGAUGAUGAUGAGACUGAUCAGGUUCAUUCGUUCCAGAUUGAUGGCGAAAAGAUCCAGGCCGUGCAAGAACAGUGUAACGUCAAGCUCCAACUGCCUCUGACAGAAGAGUACGACUUCCGAAAUGACGAGAUUAACGCAAAUCUGGACAUCGAUCUACGGCCCAUGGCUCAGAUUCGAUACUACCAAGAACACGCUCUUAGUAAGAUGUUUGGUAAUGGUCGUGCCAGAAGUGGAAUCAUCGUCCUGCCCUGUGGUGCUGGUAAAACUCUAGUCGGCAUCACUGCUGCCUGUACUGUCAAGAAGUCUGCCAUCGUCCUGUGCACUUCUGCCAUGAGUGCUUACCAAUGGAAGAACGAGUUUCUGAAAUGGUCAAACAUCAACCCCGAUGAUAUUGCGAUUUUCACAUCUGGAGAGAAGGAGAAGUUGAAUCAGAGAGCGGGUAUCAUCGUUUGCACAUACAGUAUGGUCACUCAAAACACAAGAAGAGCCCACGACAGUCAGCAAGUCAUGGACUUCAUCACAAACAGAGAAUGGGGAUUGAUGGUCUUGGACGAAGUCCACGUCGUGCCGGCAGAAAUGUUCCGACGUGUCACUUCCAAGAUCAAGACUCAUUCCAAGCUAGGACUGACAGCCACCCUUCUACGUGAGGACGACAAAAUCAAGGAUUUGAACUUCCUCAUCGGACCGAAGUUGUACGAAGCAAACUGGCUGCAAUUGUCAGAAGAAGGCCACAUCGCUCGCGUGCAAUGCGCCGAAGUCUGGUGUCCCAUGACAACAGAGUUCUACGGUGAAUAUCUGAAAGCGCGGACGACCAACAAGCGCUCUCUCCUAUCGACCAUGAACCCCAGGAAGUUCCAGGCUUGUCAAUUUUUGAUCAACUACCACGAAAACAGAGGCGACAAGAUCAUCGUCUUCUCUGAUAACGUAUACGCUCUUGAGAAAUACGCGAAACGACUGAAGAAGCCUUACAUUUACGGCGACACACCACAACGAGAACGUGAGAUGGUGUUGCAAAACUUCCAACAGAACGAGUCUGUGAAGACCAUCUUCCUGUCAAAGAUUGGCGAUACCAGUCUGGAUCUGCCUGAAGCCACUUGCUUGAUUCAAGUCUCCAGUCAUUAUGGAUCCCGCAGACAGGAAGCACAGCGACUAGGUCGUAUUCUUCGAGCAAAGCGCAGAAACGACGAGGGUUUCAAUGCCUUCUUCUACUCCCUCGUGUCGAAAGAUACAAACGAGAUGUACUACUCGUCAAAGCGCCAAGCUUUCUUGGUAGACCAAGGCUACUCCUUCAAAGUCAUCACCCACUUGACAGGUAUCGACGAAGUCGAAGGCCUCCACUUCCGCGACACUUCCUCGCGUAUGGAGCUACUCGAGGACGUCCUCAUGGCUGGUGAAGAGAGUGGCAGCGUCGAGAACAUUCAAGACGAUCUGUUCAGCGGGAGACAAAUGCACAAGGGUCCGAAGGGCAAGCCAGGUGUUCGUCGCACGGCUGGUGCUCUCUCAGAAUACGCUGGUGGCAAGGAUAUGGCGUAUAUCGAGUACAACAAGAGCAGAAACAAGGAGCUCAAGAAGAACAAGCCGACGAGUAAGUUCUUCAAGGAUAUCCAGAGGACGAACGAGAAGAGAAAGGCGGCUGCAAAGGCGGAUCAGUGAGCAGUACUUUCUUUUGAGACUUCUUACCAGUCACUCAACUUUCUGUUCUUUCAUGAUUACGAUGGAGUCCUGGGUUUUCAGCAUACGCGAUUAAUUCUAUCGUUCUUCUAUCAAGAACAUUGUCGGUUUGCCAUUGUUCUCCAUGAACAAGAUGUGCUCCCAGCUGAAUACAUGUGCUUCGUACCAAUGAUCAUUGCGGCUGUUCUUACAUCCUGAUGCUCUGCUUCGCACGAAUUGGUUACAAUGGUGAGCGUACACCGGCUGCCGGCUGUCGUAUAUAGAAAAGAUGAGCGAUCUGAAUAGGCAUUGACUCCGAAUCGCGCCG